UUCCUCGCCUAUUAAAAAUAGCGUUCUACAAUAGCUCAAACACUAUUUUUAGUGCGUAUCAGUAGAAAUCUGUGUCCACACAACCUUAUCUCUUCCUACCUCGUUAUAAAUCUUAACUCAUUAUUACAAUGAGCUGGAAAAAGUCAGUCAUGUUAUAGGACCGGACGGCGCAACGCACAAAAACGUAGCUAUAAGUACGACGGCAAAUCGAUACGGUUUCGGAGACAGUGCACGUUGGUUUUUCGCGAGGAUUACUGCCCGUUUAGUUGUCACUAGUUAUUUUUUAGUGUAGUAAACAAGGGAACAUGUUAUAAGUUAAAGUUGUUAUUAAACUGUUAAAUAAUGGAGGUGAAACGUUAUAUACGGAACGAUUCCGCGAGCUGCGCUCACAUGGUCGAGGAAAGCACCGCGAACAAUAGAAAGAUCUCUGAUCCACAUGAGAAGCUGAAAGCACUCCUGAACUCACCGGAAGAAGACACGGAUGACACCCUGCCACCUUCAGACGCUCCUAAAUUCGGGACAGUCAUUCACAAUAGAAUUUUCGUCGGAGGAUUCUCUCUGACAACUACGGAUGAAGACUUGUGGAAGUUUUUCUCAGGGUUUGCAAAUGUCACAGCUGCCAGAGUGAUCUACGAUAGAGCCGGCGUCUCCAAGUGCUAUGGAUUCGUCACUUUCGCCAGCCCCCGAGUCGCCAGACUGAUAGUAAAGCAGAGUGGCGGAGUGAUGUUUUCGCCUCUGGGCCGUCUGCGAGUUGCACAAGCAGUAAGAAAGCAGAUCAGCCAAAUACCUGUGCUGGCCUCGGAGGCAGCGCCCCUUCAGGCCCCGCUAUGCUACCAGCUGAUCUGCCCGCCCCUCGCGCCCCAACUCACGUGCGCACCCUGCGAGAUACCACCGCCACCUUACGCUGUCUACCCUCUACCGUUUGACACAACACCAACAAUAUACGCACCCCCGACCCAGUAUGCGCUGCUGCCCGCUCCGUACAGCACGGCGUGUUGCGAGCCAUCUUGCUGUGCCCCGCUGGACAAGCAGCCGCGGAUCCCAGCGCCGCCCUUGCACCCAGCUUUCAUUUAUUAGCAUCCAAUCACUCAGUGGUAAAGCUGGUUUACAUUUGUCUAGUUAUGUUACACUUCGAACUUGAGGCUUGCUUACACUGAUCUGUGGUAUUAAUACUGGGCAAGUUGAUGUGAAUUACAGCGUCAACACCAAUUUACUUUAAGCCCGAUUUACAUUGUUUUAGUUAUAUACUGAAACAAUGUACGUAGCUGUCAUGGUAAUUUAAAUUGCACUAUUUGUAAAUGCACAGCAAAGGCCCCUUUAUAUUAUAGAGACUGUUCACAGUGUUAUGUCUCGCUUAUUAUUUUCUUUCAUUUAAAGUAGACCUUAUUAACAAAUAAGCGUUGACAUGUCUCAAGUUUCGAGUUAAUAACUGACUGACUGAUAAAUCCGAAUCACUGCAACUUCGACUAAAAAGUUCGAUUUCAGUUAAUUUAAGGUAUUUACUUUCUAAUUUUAAUUGUUAUUCUAAUAAGUAUCUAUUAAUUUAAGACUU
Molecule: messenger RNA, 1552 nt
Organism: Pararge aegeria (speckled wood butterfly)
Lineage: Eukaryota; Metazoa; Arthropoda; Insecta; Lepidoptera; Nymphalidae
Gene: Boule
Product: protein boule-like
Exons: 4
Coding region: 343-1077 (244 amino acids)
Molecular function (GO): RNA binding
Source: RefSeq, a predicted model, not a curated record